GCCAGUAGCAUUAGCCGAGAGACAUUGAAUGACUUUGUACCACUUGUGCGGCAGCGUGAAGAAAGUUGACAGGAGCUCAUGGAGGCCCUCAUACCUGUCAUAAACAAACUGCAGGAUGUGUUUAACACGGUCGGCGCAGACGUCAUUCAUCUGCCGCAGAUAGUUGUUGUGGGGACUCAGAGCAGUGGGAAGAGUUCGGUUUUAGAGAGCCUGGUCGGCAGGGACAUCCUGCCACGCGGCACUGGCAUCGUCACACGCCGACCUCUCAUCCUCCAGCUAGUGCACAUUGAUUCUGAGGACUCCAAGAAAACCAGUGAAGAGAAUGAAGCCAAGAAAAAUGGACUCCUUUACAGAGGCAUCGACGGAGAAGAAUGGGGCAAAUUUCUUCACACCAAAAAUAAGACCUACACAGACUUCGAGGACAUCAGGCAAGAAGUCGUUGCAGAAACUGAAAGAAUUUCAGGCAUUAACAAGGGUAUCAGUGAAGAGCCCAUUCACCUGAAAAUCUUCUCCCCACACGUCGUGAACCUCACAUUGGUGGAUCUGCCUGGCAUUACGAAGUUGCCGGUGGGAGACCAGCCCAAAGACAUCGAGCUCCAGAUCAAAGAUCUGAUCUUCAAGUACAUCUCCAACCCCAACUCCAUCAUCCUGGCUGUGACUGCUGCCAAUACGGACAUGGCGACCUCAGAGGCCCUUAAAGUAGCCCGCGAGGUGGACCCUGAUGGCAGGAGGACGCUAGCAGUGGUGACCAAGCUGGAUCUGAUGGACGCUGGCACAGAUGCCAUGGAUGUACUGAUGGGCCGGGUCAUCCCUAUCAAACUGGGCAUUAUUGGAGUCGUUAACAGGAGUCAGUUAGAUAUCAAUCAGAAGAAGUUGGUGGCAGAUGCCGCCCGUGAUGAGUACACCUUCCUACAGAAGAAAUACCCCUCGCUUGCGAACAGAAAUGGAACCAAAUAUCUGGCCAGAACAUUGAACAGGUUACUCAUGCACCACAUCAGAGACUGUCUUCCUGAGCUGAAGACGAGGAUCAACGUGUUGGCAGCUCAGUACCAGUCGUUGCUCAACAGUUAUGGAGAACCCGUCGAUGACAAGAGCUCCACUCUGCUGCAACUCAUCACCAAGUUUGCUGCGGAGUACUGCCACACUAUCGAGGGCACGGCCAAGUACAUCGAGACCACCGAACUAUGUGGCGGAGCGAGGAUCUGUUAUAUUUUUCAUGAAACGUUUGGUCGCACGUUGGAGUCGGUAGAUCCUCUGGGGAAUCUGACGACCAUCGAUGUGCUCACAGCGAUCAGAAAUGCGACGGGCCCGAGGCCCGCUUUAUUCGUGCCCGAGAUUUCAUUUGAGCUGCUGGUAAAGCGGCAGGUGAAGCGCCUGGAGGAGCCCAGUCUGCGCUGCGUGGAGCUGGUUCAUGAGGAGAUGCAGAGGAUUAUCCAGCACUGCAGCAACUACAGCACACAGGAGUUACUGAGGUUUCCAAAGCUCCACGAUGCCAUAGUGGAAGUGGUCACCUCGUUACUCCGAAAGAGACUCCCAGUCACCAAUGAAAUGGUUCAUAACCUGGUUGCCAUAGAGCUGGCCUACAUCAACACCAAGCACCCUGACUUUGCCGAUGCCUGUGGCAUCAUGAACAAUAACAUAGAGGAGCAGAGACGCAACAGAAUGAGAGAGCUGCCCUCUGCUGUGCCCAGAGACAAGUCCCUUAAAGGCCCGGGUGGUCAGUCUCUCUCUCCCACUGAGCCUCUGGCCCUCGAGGGCGAGGCCACCAAGGCUGCAGCAGGAGGCGCUCAGAGCGGCAGCGCCGGCGAUCAGCCGGAGAGCGGGACGGGCAACUGGAGGGGCAUGUUGAAGAAGGGAGAAGAUGGCCCGGCUGGGGACCGAGCCAUGCUCCAGUACCCCCACCCCGCCAGCCCUCAAAGGGGCCAUGCUGUCAACCUGCUGGAUGUGCCUGUACCAGUGUCCAGAAGGUUGUCUGCUCGAGAGCAGCGGGACUGCGAGGUCAUCGAGAGACUCAUCAAGUCCUACUUCCUUAUUGUGCGGAAGAACAUCCAGGACAGUGUACCGAAGGCGGUGAUGCACUUCCUGGUGAACCAUGUGAAGGACUGCCUGCAGAGUGAGCUGGUGGGUCAGCUGUACAAGGCGGGCCUGCUGGACGACCUGCUGACAGAGUCCGAGGACAUGGCUCAGAGACGCAACGAGGCCGCGGACAUGCUCAAGGCGUUGCAGAAAGCCACCCAGGUGAUCGCCGAGAUCAGAGAAACCCAUCUGUGGUGAGGGCGCCCCCCCCCCCAUCCCCCGUGGACCAUCCAAAAGCUCCUCAGACUGCAGAGACGAACAAGUUGAAGAAGCACUGGUGUGGAUGGGCGUCUACGGAAACAUAGUUUUAAUGUACAGUAAGGACUUUAAUGAAGGGCGGGGCAUCCCGGCUCCUCUCAUCAGCGUCACACGCGCUCCUAUCCGUCAUUAUCGAUCUUUCCCGUGUAAUUGAAAUGAUAAGUAGACUCAUUGUGUGCAUCACCACGAUGUGGAGCCUUGCUGAGGAAUCUCGGCUCCGAAUUUAAAAUAGAAUUAAAGCUGGAAAUGAAAGAAAGAAGAAAAAAAGCAUGCGCGGCAACAUGCAGACGUUCUCUUUAUCACGUCAAUUCUUUGAUGAGAUGUUGACUGAAUGAUACGUCUGCUGACGAUGUUUUCCAAAGAAAUGCACUUCAUGUAGAUCUUUACAAACCGCAGACAUGAAACUAUUCUACAUCACACACACGCGUGUCCCCUUUCGUUUCCAUCUCAUCGCGUGUUUCGAGGUUCCAGUGCAUCGAGUAGCGGCUGAACGGUUGCUGUAUGCUGGACGCGGAGACACAGACGAGGCAGCAGAGCGGAUGUAAUGUCUUAUUUAUUGUUUUGAUAUCAUGAUAAUUGACAUGUAACCCAACACAACAGAACAAUGAAUACACAGGUGAUAGACACGCGGGCCAAUCACCGGCGUCGCGAUCUGCUUCGUCCCCGUCCGGCUGCUCCUGCUUCACCGCAGCCGGCCGCCCAUCUUGCCCUUGCCACGUCCUUUGGCGCUGAAAGGAUGGAGGAAAAAAGAUCAACGCGAAGCACCGCAAUCGGUUGAGGACACGGGGUGUGUUUUGUGAAGUGUUGACGGUGAGCACGGGCGCGUUCUGCGUCUCAGACGUACGUUUGAUCACAAUUGUUAAGGACUCGGCUCAAUAAAUGUAUUUCAGUGCAGCUUAAAAACGUCAGUCACGCUAAGGACAAAUAAAGUAAAGUGUAUUUCCUUCUCAGUUGUAAAAGGGUCCCGUUAAUGCUCAUGUAUCUUCUGUGGGAAUGUAUUAUUUUUUUGCAGUACAAUUAGACUACCAGAGCCUGCCAUGUGCAACGUGUGGUCGGACGGUCGUAGUUCCACGCCAGUGUUAGAGAAUAAAUGGCCUCGGGAAGGUGUGGCUAAUCUAUAAAGUUUUGAUUGUGUUUUUAACAUUAAAAUGAUUGUGAUCGUACUCUGAGGUCUUUGAUCUUUCCACAUCUAUAACGGCGGCGUACAUGUGAGGUGGUACGGUGGAUAGAAAAUGGAAAGAAGUGUAUUUUGACGACGGGGUUUGUGCUCUUACUUCUGGUGGUCCCGGACUCGAGCGAGAAGCUGGUUAAUCUGUAAAAACAUCGAUCUUGCUCAAUGUUUUUUUUUAUUUUUAGUACACACACAUGACUCCAGAUACGUCCAGGCGAGCCGAAGCCCCUUUCACCUGUCGUGUGUAACCUGCGUGUGCAGCUUGUGUCACGUGACGCAUUAAAGACGGAUGCCGUUGAAGAUUUAGAGCAGAAAUUGUAUCUCCAGACCUGAUUUUUUUUUUUUUCUAAAACUUGACAUUAAAACCUUGUCGACUCCA
Molecule: messenger RNA, 3884 nt
Organism: Pseudoliparis swirei
Lineage: Eukaryota; Metazoa; Chordata; Actinopteri; Perciformes; Liparidae
Gene: dnm1l
Product: dynamin 1-like
Exons: 20
Coding region: 79-2274 (731 amino acids)
Biological process (GO): mitochondrial fission; mitochondrial fragmentation involved in apoptotic process
Cellular component (GO): cytoplasm; microtubule; mitochondrion
Molecular function (GO): GTPase activity; GTP binding; microtubule binding
Source: RefSeq, a predicted model, not a curated record